Giardia duodenalis is the source of this 900-nucleotide messenger RNA. RefSeq lists its product as uncharacterized. Gene Ontology annotation, molecular function: small GTPase binding. Gene Ontology annotation, cellular component: Golgi apparatus; membrane. The record is from RefSeq and is a predicted model, not a curated record. The transcript has a single exon. Lineage: Eukaryota; Fornicata; Diplomonadida; Hexamitidae. Gene Ontology annotation, biological process: vesicle-mediated transport. The coding region runs from base 1 to 900 and encodes 299 amino acids.
AUGGCAGACUUCAACUUUGAUCCAUUCUCCCAGCCUAUCAAUACAGAACAGGCACCGCCACCGGACGAAAGGAAAGCAGAGGGCAAGAAAGCCAGGCGUUCACCCAAUAGUGAUCCUCCGCCCUCCUUCAAUCCGUACAUAGAGGAGACGAAGAGGCAAGCAGCGAACGCAACCGUCGACAUGACGAGCCAGAUGGCCUAUCAGUAUGCACGAGACCGCAUUCCUACCGGGUGUACGAAGGUUUUCAAGAUAGAGUUUUAUCGAUCCUUGUUUGCGUGUCAGACGUCCGACAUCAUGAAGCGCGUGUGGCAAAGCCUUCUUAUCUUCAAGGGAGACUUUCUGAACGAGGCUAUCAACGGGCCGGUAGACCUCUGGUACCCCAUUUGGGUCACCAUCACAUUGGUCUUUGCUCUUUUUCUGGGAAUGACUAUAGAUAUCGUCUUCAACAUCAAUGGAAACGGUAACGUAUCUCUCCAAGGAUCCCUCCCUUUUAUUACUCUCGCGGGAUUGAUCGCCGCCUACCAAGGUCUCGUGCCGCUCAUCUUUUGGGCCGUGUGCAAGUGCAUUGGAUUUACAGAGCUAAGAUACACAGUGAUUUCCUGCCUUUAUAGCUACUCCUACACGCUUUUAGUUCCCCUCUGCGUAGUGCUGGGCCUUUUCAGGCUUGCUGACGGGGAAAAGGGCACAGCAACAGAAAACCUAGGGUCUAUAAUUGCGGGCGGCGUCUUCGGAAUUGUGGGCGCCUGGGCCAUGUUAUUUUUUGUGGUGCAGCUGAUCAAGUACCUGAAGAAGCUGGACGUUGGAAAGAAGAACCUUAUGAUCAUGGGUCUUCUGUUCGGGAUUGUGCAUGGCGGGUUCUUUGCAGCCAUAAUCUGCAUCUUCCUGUUUGCAAACUUUUAG